AUGACUGUGGUUCGUGGUUUGGUUCUUCUGCAGCAGACAGGUUUUUGUACCAGCUCUUCUCACUGUGUACCAGUUACUACGGCAGUCCCUGGAUCUUUGGCUCAGGAACAACACUGUUUGUUUCAGGUAAGAAUAACACUUUAUUUAAUUUAGUUGAUUUAUUGAACCAGUCUUAAACAGAUUUGAUCAAGUUUUCUCUGUUUACAAAGACAACUGUGAGUUUAUUUAGAUUCUCAAAGAGGAAUUUGCUGCAGAGCGGCUCCUGAGACACAAAAGAGCUUCAUUACUCUCUCUGUAUUUGAUCCUCUGUGUUUUUCAUUUAAAAAUGUUUUACGAUAAUCAGAUCAGGUGUAAUGUUCUUGUAAUCAAAUAUGUUCUGACAAAUGAAGUGUUUUUGUCUUCAAAUAUGUUAAAUUGCAAGUGUGUAAUACUUCAAAAGCAGUAAAAUGAACAACAGCUGUGGUAGUUUAUAUUACAGUACUUGUCUAUGUUGGUAACAGACACACUUAUACCUGACAAAAGUCUACAUCUUAAAUGUUUUUAUUUUAUAUAACACAUAAAAUCUUUUAUUAUCUCAUUUCCCUUGAGGGACAAACAAACCAUCUGUCUGCCCUUCUGAAAUUUUGUUAUGAUGUAAAUUUAAAAUAUUUUAGUUUCUACUUCUGUAUUUGAUAUAAAUUUAAUAUGACACACAGGACUAUAGACAACAUUUUACGAACUAAUAUUCUAAUCAAUACAUUUUUAAUUUAUUAUUAUAAAGAUAUUUUCAUUUGUACUGUCCAACAAUAUAAACCUGUGUCAUUACUCUGUAGCAGAAGAAGCUUCACAUUUAAUAUUAAUAUAUAAUCAAAGUAUCAAAUAAUACAAAACAUGUUACUCUACUGUAGUAAUUGUGUCUCUGUUACAGUACAUUAAAAUAAUCAAGAAAUAUAGCUUAUUCUGAUGGUGUCAUGUUUUUACUUUCUAAUUCAAUAAGAAAAUUAACUAUAUAACGUAAAAAGCUUUUCAUGAUUAUAUGAAUUAUUUGAAACUGUACAUUAGUCUGUGCUGAUAUAUGAAUAUAUCCUCAGUGAAUAAUAUGAUAAUAGAUGACUUUUUUAAAAACAUGAAAACUGAGAGUACAGAUUUCCCUUUGGGGAGGACAUAAGGUUAUUCUAAUUCUAAUGGUUAUACUUUUUAUGAUAAUAAUAACCACAAUCAUAAUAAUAAUUAUUAUUAUCAUUAUCAUUAUUCCUUAAACUAAUAGAAAAUGUGUAUCUUUAAAACUGAUUUAUAAAAUGUAAAUGAUUUAAAAACAGCAACAACUAACCAAAAAAGCACUGCAAAUGUAAAAUAUUAAACAUCUAAUUUCCACUGAGGGAUAAACAAAGUAAUUUUUUAUGUCUUUAUUUCUCAAAUGAUAUUUUAAAAAUCAAAGCUCAAUUUUUCCUACUUCUGUUUUCAUUUAAUUUUUUCUAUAAACAUUCAAAAAGGUCAGCUCACAUAGAGAGAAGUUAAUCCAGACCUAUCACAAAAUCUUACUGAACUAAUGAUUUUGAAAACACUUUUUAAAGCAUCUGAAAUCAUAUUACAUUUGUACGGCACUGUAAAUUAAACCUUUUUCUUCGAUAUUUGGCAGGAUGGGUUUUAUUCAUAUUUGCCUUUUCUAAAUGUAUCAUUACAGUCCUAAAUAAAAAAGGAGAAGAAAUAACUGGUGUGUUUAUUGGUAUCUGAGUUAACUAUGUUAAAGGGUUCAAAAUGUAUGGAUUAGUCUGAGUUUUUUAAAUUUUCAUUAUUUAUGCUGAUGAUGUUGUUUUUUUCUGGAAAAAAUAUAAUUCAAACUAAUGUGAAUAAGAUAUCCUCAUUAGAAAAGAUAUUUUGAACAUUUUUUAAAUGAAACAGUGAAUGUAAAUUAAUUUAACUGUGUCAUGACUUUAAAAAGUAUGAUAUGAUAUAAUACAAUACAAUUCACUUUUUUAUAUAUAGACAUAACUAUAACUAUACAAAAUGCUAAUAUGAUGUUAGACUGAACAGUAUUUUUAUAGUUAUCAUAAACUUAAUAUCUGAUCUAAUGUCUUUGGUAAGAGAUCUAGUUUCAGUAUGUUGACCUUGAGUCCGUGUUGCUGAGUGUUUAGGAGCUCAGAGCUGGUGUGUUGUUCAGGAUUAGACUGAAUGCAGAGCUAGAAGCUGCUGACUGUGUGAAUGUGUGUGUGCUGCUUGUUUCUCUUCAGGUGAGCAGGUAGUGGAGCCCGUGGUGAGAGUGUACCCGGCUGCAUCCAGAGGCCAGCUGCUGUGUGUGGCCUCAGGUAUGUUUCCUCCUCUGGUGAAAUUCUCCUGGAAAAGACAAAAGGAGCGUGGUGGUGUGGAGGUGCUGCCCUCUGCUGACAGUCGGCAGCAGAAGCUCCAAGAGACUGGAUGUUCAGCCUCCAUCUUACACAUCAAUCAGCAAGAGAUCAGCUCUGAUCAAUACCUCUGCAACGUGCAGCACCAGGGAGGCACCAGGGAGGUCCCAGCACCAACAGGUAAUGAAGGCUUGGUGAGCACGCUCAGUGCUGAGUUAGCUUCUUAUGGUGAAGCUUUAAGAGAUGCCAGAGGACCAGAGGACUUACACAGUUUUCAACUCUUUAUCUGUUUCUGAAGGUCGUGUGACUCCAGCACCAACACCGUCACCUUCAACAGCACCAACACUGUCACCUUCAACAGCACCAACACCAUCACCAUCCGCAUCACCAUCACCUCCUCUCUCAGCAUCCCCUUCUGUCCCGUCUCAGCACCAGGUGAAGCUGCUCUCUCUGCUGUACUCACUGCUGAUAGUGAAGAGUCUGGUGUACUGCUGUGGACUCUUUCUGAUGACCAUCUUCAGAGACAAGUGA
This is a messenger RNA of Xyrichtys novacula (pearly razorfish), 2852 nucleotides long. The record is from the annotation of a GenBank genome assembly. NCBI's taxonomy places the organism in Eukaryota, Metazoa, Chordata, Actinopteri, Labriformes, Labridae.